AUGCAGAUUAAAGCGGACGCAGUGGCGAUGGGAAGAGCCUUUUACCACACGUUCGACGUCUCCCACCGGUGCCCUGCGGCGAGAACCCAGCGCACCGUUAGUUGUUCAGACUUCUCGGCGCCGAAAGCAUCUAAAUUCGCCCCUCGUGUUUGCGGAAGGCGCGCAGCGAGCCGAGGGGGACACGUGCUGCCGUGGACGGUGGCCGAGUUCUACCUGCGGGCAGAGCGUGCUGCUGACGCGGCGGCUCGGCUUCGUGGGGCGCGUGCUGCUGGAGAAGCUGCUGUCUACUGCCCCGACAUCGACACCGUCUACGUUGCUGCGCGCCCCGCAAGGGGCUCUGCGGUGCAGGAGCGCCUGCACAAGCUGCUCGACGUCCCGCUGUUCGACCGGGUGCGCGCGCAGCGGCCCGAGGCGUUGGGACGCCUGCAGGCGGUGGAGUGCGACACGGCGCAGCCCAGCCUGGCGCUGGCGGAGGCGGACGCGCGCGUGCUGGCGGAGCGUGUGUCCGUGGUGUUCCACCUGGCGGCCAGCGUGCGCUUCGACGACCCGCUCAUCACGGCCGUGCGCACCAACGCGUGCGCCACGCGCGACCUGCUGGAGCUCGCCACGCGCAUGACCAAGCUCAAGCUGUACCCGGUGGCGGGCGACUGGCGCUCCAUCCUGGCGCUGGUGGAGGCGCAGGGCCAGAGCGACCCAGUGGCCCUGCGCGCACUCACAACCAAGAUCCUGGGUCCAUACUGCAACACGUACACAUUCUCAAAGAACCUGGCGGAGCACAUCGUGGACCACUACUCGGACCGCCUGCCCGUGGGCAUCGUACGCCCUUCAGUGGCUACCGCCCGUGACCCGUUCCCCGGUUGGAUCGACAACUUCAACGGCCCCAUGGGUUUGAUGGUGAGCGCUGGGAAGGGCGUGUUGCACACGGGCUACAGCGACCCCGACUGCUACAUUGACUACGCUCCCUGCGACAUCGUCGUCAAGGGAAUUGUCUUGCUGGGGCCGCCGCUCGUCUACCACGCUGCGCGCGUGGGGGUACAUAGCAUCAGCCUGGGCCGCAUCAUCGCCAUCGGGAUCGAGGCUAGUGUCGAGCUGCCAUUCUCGGACACUCUGUACCACCCAUGCGGCGAUAUUACCGGCAACUACCUGCUCUUCCUCGCGCAGUUCUUCUUCUUCCAUCUGGUGCCAGCGGUGAUCGGGGACGCUCUGCUCUGCGCCGCCGGCCGCAAACCCAUGUUGAUUCGCCUGCAGCGCCGAAUUUACUCGGCCUUCAUGGCGCUUUCGUUUUUCCUCCUGCAAAACUGGGACUUCGCGAACAGCCGCUUCCUGGGUCUGGAGAAGAGGCUGCGGCCAGAGGACCGCGAGGGAUUCAGCUACCAAUUGGAGAGCUUCGUGCCUGAGGCCUUCGUCAGGGACGCGCUGCACGGCACGCGCCGCUACCUCAUGAAGGAACCCGACAGCAAUCUGCCACAAGCCAUUCAAGCUUAUAAGAGGAAACGUUUAAUUCAUCUGAUCCUGAAGACUCUGUUUUAUGCCACGAUAUCCUGGAUAAUUUUAUCCAUGCUCCACAUUCUGUUGUUUGUGGAAUGAUGCUGGUGCUUCCGAAAAAGGAAAUCAACUACACCACAAUGCUACAAUUGAAACUGGAACGUCCGUAUCUUGCUUUUUAAAAAAAAAAUAUAUUCCAAAAUAAGUUACCAAAAAUACUUAAUAUACAGUUAAGUGCGAUGGAAUGUAAUCUACAUCCCUGACAAUAAAUAACAUUAUUC
Messenger RNA from Gryllus bimaculatus (two-spotted cricket), 1766 nucleotides. Lineage: Eukaryota; Metazoa; Arthropoda; Insecta; Orthoptera; Gryllidae. The record is from the annotation of a GenBank genome assembly.